This is a messenger RNA of Ruditapes philippinarum (Manila clam), 8814 nucleotides long. RefSeq lists its product as uncharacterized. The record is from RefSeq and is a predicted model, not a curated record. Bases 6135 to 8477 code for a protein of 780 amino acids. Gene Ontology annotation, biological process: regulation of apoptotic process. NCBI's taxonomy places the organism in Eukaryota, Metazoa, Mollusca, Bivalvia, Venerida, Veneridae. The transcript has 2 exons.
ACAGGAAAUACAUUAAAAAUCGUAUGUUUGUGCUAUUCUCUGUCCGAUUCGAGUGAAAAGCGUUUAAACGCUUUUCAAUUUUUGGUCAUUUUUCACUAUUAUAAUUAUUAUUUUGGAAAAACGGAAUGAGCUAAUGAUCUGAAAUUUUGCACAUAAGUUUUUAGUAUAGAUCUACAUCAAAUAUAGUAAUAAUCUCAAAUAACUAUUUCCAGUCCCGUCAUGUCAAAAAACCUCAGUGGAGUCCCUUUAAGAAGUCUAAAAAUACCUAAAAUUGACAACAAUGAGUGGCUGUUUUCAAAGUUAGACUUAACUUUCAGAAAUAUAUUUUGAUUGAUAUUCCAAAAUAUAAAAUACUUUAUUUAUUUUUUAUUUUAUUAUACUUUGAAAAUAUCAGGUACCAUAUUUGCUAUUAAAUGUGGCAUUAUUUAGCCAAUAAAUACCUACAAUAAUAAUAUAAUAAAGAUCAAACAAUUUUCCUUUCCAAAAGGGAUUUGAGAGAUACAUUAAUAAUGUUAAAAGAAUAAAAAUAAUGAAAAAAUUUGCCCCUUCUGUGGUUUAAGCUCAUGUCACACAGUUACAAUGCUAUUGAAAGUAAUUCUAACCAAUUUGAAUACUUUUCAAGGCGGAGGUUAUGCAUUAGGGAAAUCUUACCUUAAUGUCGCAAAAUCAACGCUAAAUAUCGCAAUUAGUUUUAUUAUACACUUCACUGUCCAGGAAACGUUAAAGUACUUACAAAAUAGUAUGAUCACUCAGAUGUCUGUUUCAAACUUUUGUAAUGUGCUCUAGCAACGUAAAAUAUCGCAUCGCCUCUAAAUUUCAAAGGAUGGCUAUAAAUGCCACAAUCGCCUUGAUGGUAAAUAUUGAACUUUCAGCGCUGAAUGCCACACACAAAAAUUCAGGACCGUUAAAUGUCGCAAUGUUAACGCUAAAUGUCAGUUUUUUUUACUCUCCUGUAAAAAAUUAAAGUACUCCCAAAAAAUCACUAUUUUGAUGUAAUGCUAUCAUCAUUAUGAUAAGCUACACGUCAUCGUGCUAGUAGCUUCCGGUGUAUUCACUCCUGAUAAAUGCUUAUAUGUUAAUGUACGAAAACUGUUAUGAAACUGAACAUCAUUUUCAUAACAAUACAGGGCUCACUUUGUCUAAAGCUAAAAUGUUGCUCAUUAACAACACUGUUUUCAAGUUGCUAACAGAAUUUUGCUAAUUUGUAACCACUUUUGAUGUAUAGCCUUAUUAGGGUACAAAAUUAAAGAUGAAUUAGGUAAAUUUGGCUACAGAAAAAUUCUGGUCAGUGCAGGCCCUGACAUGUUUCCUUUACCUAGUCAUCAUCAAUAUCAUGGUCUACAUCAACAUCAUCAUCGUCAUCAUCACCAUUAUCUUCGACAUCAUCACUAUUAUCCAUGAUCAUCAUAAUCAGCAGGAGCAGCAGCGACAACAUCAUCAUGAUCAUAUUCAUCUACGUGCACAUGUGACAUUUCAUGAUUUUGUUUAACGGUUAUAAGGGGUUACCUUUUAGUGCUACUGUCUAAUUUAUGGUGUCUGAUUUGAGCCAUUCGUGUUUUCGCCCCGACCCUGACAAGCGAAAAGUCGAAAAUUAACAAGUUAUAAUGGCCAGGGCGCGGAGCGAAAACACGCUAAUUAGCAGUGGUGUGCAGCACGGGUUGACGUUUCAUUUAUAUAACUAAUUAGCUAAUUAGCGCACCCCGCCGUUCUAUUCACCUCGUUUCGCGCUUUAAGUAUUGUUAUUUAACACAAUAUAUAGAAAAUGCACUAAAGUUUUAAGAAAGAUAAAAACAUUCAAGAUCCAAGCUAUAUUUUGCAUAUUAUUUGCGGAUAAGACUGAUUUUUGCAGUAUAAAUCACCAUAUUUCUAUUGCGUUACUAACGCAGUAAGGGCUGUUUUUGCAUAUCUUGACCACUUUUUGAUGAUUUUCGUGGAUUGUAAGUGCAUAUUGCAAUAUGAAAAUAACUUUAUUUGUUCACUUCACAAUAUCUUACUUUUAAAUACAUUUCCAAAAUUUUCAUGAAAAUUAACAUGAAUCUGGAGGUGUGCUGCUUUAAAGUAUUCCCCAUUACAUUCAAUGCAUCGCCUGUGGCGGUCAACUACGGUGGCACAAAGAUGACAUGUGUGUGUUUUUAUUUAUCUCGUGGCCACGAGAUACUAUGUCAUGGCCACGAGUUACUAAGUCGUGGCCACUAGAUAGCUAAGUCGUGGUCACGAGUUACUAAGUCGUGGCCACGAGAUAGCUAAGUCGUGGCCACGAGAUACUAUUCGUGGCCACGAGUUACUAAGUCGUGGCCACAAGAUGGCUUAGUCGUUGCCACGAGAUAAUAUCUCGUGGCCACGAGUUACUAUGUCGUGGCCACGAGUUACUAAGUCGUGGCCACGAGAUAGCUAAGUCGUGGCCACGAGAUAAAAAAUCUCGUGGCCACAAGUUACUAUAUGUCGUGGCCACGAGUUACUAAAUCAUGGCCACGAGAUAGCUAAGUCGUGGCCACGAGAUACUAUGUCGUGGACACGAGUUACUCAGUCGUGGCAAAGAGAUAGCUAAGUCGUGGCCACGAGAUAGCUAAGUCGUGGCCACGAGAUAGCUAAGUCGUGGCCACGAGAUAAUUAACCAAUCAUAAUACACUAUAUAUAUGUUAUUCAUUUUUCAAACUUUAUAACUUACAUUUACAUGCAACAUUAACCUUUGAAAAUACUGAAUAUAUUCACUUUGAAGAAUUUGUCUUUAGUAUCAUAUUAGAAAGUAACCUUCCGAGGUCCAUCAGACAUUAAUUUUGACAAUAGCUCUUUGUUGGGACAAUUUUGUGAUCGAAUUGGUCAGUUUGUACUUACUACGGCCUGUUAACGUUGUUUAUACGACAACAUUCAUGAGAAGAUUAAGCCCUGGUGUAUUUUAUUUGGAAGGGACAUUGCCCAUGAACAGUAGAUAGCCUGUAUGGUAAAUCCUUGUCUGAUGAAUAAUUUAGAAGGGAUAAGACAUGUUUAAUAUAACCCAGGAAGAUCAUUGCACCUGAUCAGUAGAUGACAUCUAAUAAUUUCAAGGUCAUUGGGUAAAAAAGUGACGCUAAAUGUAAAAUUAUUGACCAGUCAAUAAGUUGUAUAAAAUGGCACUUUUACAGGCUGGUGAAGUAGGGACAUCAUUGUACUUUAGCACACGUCUAGUUAAUUAGAGAAAUUCAUAUAAAUGGUGUAAUCUGAUUGGUUAUUUAUCUCGUGGCCACGACUUAGCUAUCUCGUUCCCACGACUUAGUAACUCGUGGACACGACAUAUUAUCUCGUGGCCACGACUUAGCUAUCUCAUGGCCACGACUUAGUAACUCGUGGCCACGACUUAGCUAUCUCGUGGCCACGACAGAGUAUCUCGUGGCCACGACAUAGUAACUCGUGACCACGACAUAGUAUCUCGUGGCCACGACUUAGUAACUCGUAUAUCGUGGCCACGAGAUAAAUAAAAACGCACUGAUGUCACCUUUGUGCCACCGUAGUCAACCCACUUCCUAAAUGUAAUCCUGUAAACGUCACUUGGAAUUGUUCAAAUUAUUCAGAAACCUACAUUUUGAAGAUCAUGAAGUGUUUUUAACUGUCGUUCCUUCAGCUGUCCUUUAAUGUGUGGAAAAAUAUAAAUAUAAUCAUAGGACAGAGAACCACUUGUGUACCAAACUAAAAUAGGAACACUUCUUUAUAUAAAGUUACGGCGCCAUUUAAUAUAUUUAUUGAUUUAUAAAAAUACAAAAAAAUAUGAGACCCGUAUACCAAUUUAUGAACUCUUUGACGACCACACGAAAACGUUACAAUAGGGCAAAUGACGUAAUAAUUUCUAAUGACGUCAGGAAUACGUACACGUACUUUUCCCUGAAUUUUGACGCUUAUAGGAUACUGUGAUACAUUAAAGUACUGAACUAACCCAAUUUUUGUCGUGCGCCGGUUUUACGUUACUAAGGUAAUGAGUCGUUUUCACGACACGCUGGUUACACGGCUUUUUAUUUGAGAAAGAUUUUACCUUCAAGUGAUAUACAUGUAUAAUUCAUGUUUUUUUAUCAGUUAUUCUCACGACAAUAACUGCAGUGCACAAAAACUGUACGGGACCGGGCAAUACAGAAAAACAAUCGAAAUCUGUGAAAAAUGUGUUUAAAGCAUAUCGACCUAACGGAGUAAACACUAACGACGACAUACAACGACAUAACGGAUGACGCUCACAUAACGUCACUUCCUUUUUGGUUUGUUAAAGUAUAUACAGAUUAAGCUGAAGGAGCAUGAUAUCUGUCACCGGUACUGGGGCUAUUAAAGGUGACCAAGCAGGUAGGAAGUCAGGUAGGUAAAUAGGUAGUUAGGUAGGUAGGUAGGCAGUCAGGUAGGCAGGCAGGCAGGCAGUUAGUUAGGCAGGUUGGCAGUCAGGUAGGUAGGUAGGUAGGUAGGUAGGCAGGCAGGCAGGUAGGUAGGUAGGUAGGUAGGUACGCAUGUCUGUAGUAAGUAGGUAGUCAGGCAUGUAGGCAGUCAGGUAGGUGAGCUGGCAGACAGGCAUAUAGUAAGGCAUGUAGUCAGAUAGGUAGUCAGGCAGGUAGGUAGGUAGGUAGGUAGGCAGGUACGUAGUCAGGCAGGAAGCAAGUCAGGUAGGUAGGCAGGUAGAUAGGUGGGUAGUCAGUCAGGUUGAUAGUCAGGUAGGAAUGUAGGUAUGCAGUCAGGUAAGCAGGCUGGCAGGUAGACAGGUAAUCAGGCAGGUAGGUACAUAGGUAGGUAGAUAGAUUUCUGUACGUUUGGAUUUAAUAUAGAAAGGACAUUGGUCGAUCAACGGUAUGAACCUUAAGGUGACUCACAUCCAUCUAAUAUUAUCUUUGUAUUGUUAUAUCGUUCUCAUAUUUUUUCUAUGUCUAUAUGGCAAAAAUUAAACCUUUUAGAAAUCAAAAUAUCAUUUGAAUACCUGAAGAUGACCCCAACCUUAUUAAAUGUAGAUAAAGUUAGUGCAUACUACUUCAUAUUUUGCUGCAAACCAUUUACAUGUAAUUUGUUUCGGCAUACCAAUAACAUAUAUUGGUACUUAAUGUUCUCUUAAACUGCCAGGAAUAAUGUACCGAUAUGUAUAUAUACAUGAAGACAUCAUGCUUAAGUAUUAAAUUCAAAGCAUAUUUUAUCCUGUAAGCUAAUUGUCUAUGUUUAGCCUUUUUACAGUCUACAAAACUUGCGUUAGCGAAAAAUUCUAUUAAUUGAAAAAAAAACAAGAAACGGAGAUAACAAAAACUAUCUCUUGAACAAAACUAACAUUAUAUAACCAAAUGUGUGUGUAAAUGAUAAGCGUACUACGUACCUUACGUACACUUAUUAAAUAAUAAAAUACGCUAAAACGUGUCGUAACAGAGCACAAUCUUGAAACACACUGACAGUCACAGAAGUUAUCAUAAGAACUCUAGGACAUUUUCAGAGUUAUCGCAAGAACUCCGUGACAUUUGGAAAAUCGGGCCUGGGCAUUACAUUCGCAACUUUCCAUUAUAAUUAGGUAAUAAGGUAUGGCAAAGAGGAAGAUCACAAAUGAAAAGGUCAAUAUGUUCGAGAGAGCAAGUAAUUUAGAAUUUUUACACAAAACUACAAGAUUUUAAACAAAUUUAAUGGUCUUUAAAGUUUUUUUCUGAAAUAAAAUACAAAUUUGUAAGGCAAGCUAAAUCAUCAAAGUUUAAUUUUGCACUUAAACUCCCCGUUUAACAUUUUUCACGUGUGUUUCUCCAGGAUAUAAUAAAGUUUUCCGACGAAAUCUGUUACGUUUUCUAUGAACUCCGUGACAAGCUAUCAUUAUAACUCCAUCCUUCGUGUAACUGUUCCGCUCCCGUGAUAAUAUGCACUGUCUUACCUUAAAUCCUGGCUCCUCCCCUUGUUGGCUAUGCUUGUCAAAAAACAAUAAAUUUCUAUUUAUAGAUAUAUAAUGUUUGUUUCAGUUGUCCGCGCAUAUUCACCAGUGAUAGAACAUUUUUUAAACAUUUUUCUUUUUUGUUUGUUUUUGCGUUUGAUGCGAAUUUUUUAGUAGUAGUGAUAGAAAUGAACUUCAAGGCGACCUGAUUAAAUUCUACAGAAAAAGGUGUAGUUCAAUACCUCUCUCACCGCUUCUUGAAGAAAUAAAGACACCUUUAGCUGGGUUCUACGUGAUGCCCGAUAUAGUCGCCGUAAAACAGAAGUCCCUAACUUGUCAUGAAGAGGAGAGAACACCGAUAAAGUCUUUGAAAGACCUGUUUUCAACCGGCAGUGCAGAUCAGCAAGAAAUUUAUCUAUCAGCUGAUGCCGGCUUUGGAAAAACUGCUUUUUCAAAAUAUCUUGCAAUCAUGUGGUGUCAAGCUCAUUGUCCUGACGAACAAUACGAUGCUAAUGAGUGUUUUAAUGAUAAUGGGUUAAAAGCUCUAUCUAAGUUUGAGUUCUUAUUUGUGGUUUUCUUAAGAGAUACCUCUGUUUCUCACAUUGACGAUAUGAUUAGACAGCAAUUUUCUUUGCAUCUUCCUGCAUUGAAAUCACUAGAUGAAAAUUCAUGUAGAGAAAAACUAAAUGAAGUUUUAAGUAGAGAAAAAUGCUUGAUUAUAUUGGACGGUCUUGACGAAUGGACUAACCCUGUAAAUAGUUGUGGCGAAGUAUCAGAAAAAAUCCCACAUCGGUGCGUACGUGAUAAUUGUGUUAUUCUAACGACAACCAGACCGUGGAAGCUCGGAGUCGCAAAUCUCGAAACAAGUCAAAUAAACAAAAAAGUAGAAUUGGUUCAAUUAAGUGCAGAUUCUACGCAGCAACUAGAAGAAAAUGCUAUAAGAAAAAUGACAGGUAUCCAUGACAAUAAAGAACUGAAGAGUAAAAGACAGGACUUUAAUAAAGUGAUACGUGACCGUCGCCUAGAGCACAUGCAAGGGAUUCCACUCCUCCUCAUGUAUAUAGUUUGCCUAUGGUGCAACAACAUUCCUAUAGGAAAUUCAAAAUAUGAAAUUUACACCAAUAUCAUUGAAUUUCUAUUAUCAAGAACGUCAAAGAAACACCCGGAAGUUCAACCAUCUCGUGAAUCGUCUGCCAGUGAAAUUCCAGGUUACUUCAAAAGUCAUGAAUUUUGUAAAAAGUUUUACAGUCUUAUAACAUCAUUAGCAGAACUAGCUUACCAAACAUUAUUUAACAAAAACAGAGAAAAUACACUGGUAUUUGAUAGAAUGGUUGCUGAUAAAUAUCUCAAAGCAGACGACAUGAAAUUAAGUCUUCUCUCAGGAAUACUGUCAGAAAGUAGAAGUAAAACUUUAAUUAAAGAAAUUAUUAAAGUAUCGUUUUCUCACAAAACAGUGCAAGAAUUCUUUGCCGCCAUAUUUAUAAGUUCUGAAAGUGACGCUCAGAAAACUGUUGUAGAAAAAUGUAGAAAUGUUCAAGAUAUUCUGGACAUGUCAAAAAUUUGUGAAUUUAUAAGUGGAAUGAAUGCUGACUGGAUGUGUGAAAUAUCAAAUGAUUUGAUGUCUGUGAUAAAUGAAGACAAGAAAACACGCCGCUAUAGAACUAGGACAGGUGACGAGGACUUCGUGUACGAUACUCCACCAUUGUAUAACAUUCAGGAAAUGUUCUUGUCGUGUUUACAAGAAAUGCCUGAAAGUGAAAAUAUUCAAUUAUGUUUACAAGAUUUCUUCAUUAAGCAGUACACCGUGUACAGUAAGCUGUUACAACGUUUAUUAAAACAAAAUAAAACCAACAUAAAAUCACUUUAUAUAUACAUGUACAAUACUUCCAGCAGUUUACGUGAAAUUAUAGAUUUAUUCUCUCUCACAGAUCUCAGUCAUAUACAGAAACUUUACUAUAAUGGUGGCAGGAAGGAGGCUGAGAUACCCCGGAUAUUGUUUCCCAGUUUACAGUACGUUACUUUGUCGUCUGGUACAUGGAUAAAUGAUGAAGAAAAUCUGAAUGAAAAUUUAGCGCCAUUACAAAACUUACAAUAUUUAUAUAUUGGCGCCUUCACGUUACCUCACAAAAUACUGGAAACAUUUUACAAUUUUAUCUCCGCUCAAAAAUCAAUGAAAGAGUUAACAUUGGUGAGGUUAGACUGUAAAGAACAUGGCCGCCAUGAUUGUAAGAGAUUGAUGAACUUGGACUUGUCUCAACAUUCAACUCUAUCAAAGUUAGACUUGCACUGGUUACCUGGGAGGCUACAAUUAAAUAUAACAACAACGUCAUUAGUUAAUGUUAAGUUGUACAACAUCAAUCUAGAUGAUGGAAGUUCAUUGUUACUGUCACGUGACAUGUUGAAUAUUGAACGUGUGGAGUUGAGGAACAUAGAAAUGUCUGCAGAAAGUUUACAGAACUUUAUCCCCGUGCUGGAAGAUCUGCCGCAGUCAGUUACAGUAGUGAUGUACCGCAUUAAACCGGAAACAGAAUAUGGCCGUGUUAGAGAAAAUAUUCAGAGUUCACAAACUUUUCAUGUGAUACAAGACGACGACAACGGCUUGUUUGAGUUCAAAACAAUAAAAACAAGUAAAGAAUAAACAAAGGUAAAACAUUGUAAAAUAAACUGAUGAAUUUACUUCAAUAAUUUUAAAUGAAAACAAUUUAAAAAUGGACACUUAAAAAACAAAAUGGCCGUUUCUUCUACGUUAUACAUGUACUGUAUAGUUUGGUCAUUUAAUUUACAAACAUUUAUUUAAGUUUAAAGUUUUAUUAAGUGACAGUUGUUUAUAAAUAAAUAAAUAAAAACAAUUUUAAGAGGAGAAAUAAUUCAAGGACGUUUUUUAACGGGAACUUAAUGGAUAACUUGGAAUAAUUAAGGAUUUGGAAAUAUUUUACAGGUAAGAGAUUUUAUUUUUAUGUUGAAUUUUUUAUUGU